UAAAGAAUGUUAGUGUAUUUUACACAAGACCAUAUUUCUCAAAUUAUGUUCUGAAAUUCAGUUUUUUGGUUCGCACCUUCCGAACUUAGGUCUAGUAGUGUAAAAAAUGAUUUUCAUAUUUACAACGGCUGCGACAAAGUUGGCUGCUAAAAUGUGGGUUAAUUUAAUACCUUAGUAUUUAAAACGUAUGUUUUAUCAGCUGCAUUGUGGAGAUAAUGAGAGUCAUACUUGUAUUAUUACUAAGUGGAGCAUAGGAGUGGAAGUAACAGGUCGCCCAGCGUCUGAGCGAAAUGGAUAGCAGUGCCACCAUAUCAGUAGGUACACGUCCAAAAUCAAUCAAUGGGAUAGCGAUCGGCUGUUUUAGGGAUGAGCGUUGGAGAUUAAGUUCAUUUAGAAGUUUUGAUUGGAGUUCAAAGAAUUCACCAACUUUAUUGGCGCAAGAAGGGUUUAUGUACAUCGGAUCUGAUGGGUGCGGGGAGGGGCAGGUGAUGUGCUACUUCUGCUGGAACCUAUAUAGUUUGAGUUGUAACGUGCUGGAAGAACACCAAAAGUGCAGAGAUUGCCCAAUGCUGACGGGGAUUUCCUGUAAAAAUAUUCCCUUUAACGGAACGCAAGUGGAAGAACAGAAAGAGCAGAAACCUACAAGUAAACCUAACUUGAAACCUACAAGUAUACCUAACUUGAAACCUACAAGUAUACCUAACUUGAAACCUGCAAGUGAACCUACCCUGAUGACUGAAGCUAAUUCAGACCUAGAGGAACCGAAGAAACUGUGUGAACCGACCUCAGAGAGUCCAGCGAUACCCACGCGUGAAGAGUGUUACACGGUUUCUCUAAACGCUGGACGUGAAAACUGUAGCUCCCCCAACGCCAGUGUGAAGACGGAGAAAGUUCAGGAUCUCACGACUACAACUCACACCGAGACAGACUAUACAGCCCAAGACAAUUUGACAUCCACGAAUAAUCCUGCCAAAAUAUUUAGAGAAAUUGACGAAGAUUCGACUGCUACAUUUCAUAUUGACAAUCAUGUGACGGGUAGUAAUUUAAUGUGCAAUCGAAUGACAACCACAGUUGAUUCUACCUCAGUGUGCGAGGCUCAGGAAUUUAAAACUGAUUUUGCUCAUUUCUACCCUGUGGAUGCUACUGCUCAAAAUGUAUCAGCUAUUGCUGAUACAGCUCUAGAUAUAAAUACCUCAAACACUGCUCAAACUGAAAGAUAUUCAACAACUACUUCCUACAAUAGUAAAUCUGUGACUGCCACUUUUUCUUGUACAGAUUUGACUCCUCAAUCGAAUACUGCUCACAAUUGUAAAUCUUUAAAUGGUUCUGAACAUACAUGUACAGUUCCUGAUAGUACUUCUUCAGAUUAUACUGUCUCUGUAGAGUCUCGUAUUAACCGUGCAAUGUCUGAAGCUUCAGCUAAAGGAUUGAGUGUUGCAAUGUCUGAAGAUUCAUCUAUAGGAUUAAGUGUUGCAAUGUCUGAAGAUUCAGCUAGAGGAUUGAAUGUUGCAAUUUCUGAAGAUUCAUUUAUAGGAUUAAGUGUUGCAAUGUCGGAAGAUUCAUCUAUAGGAUUGAAUGUCGCAAUGUCUGAAGCUUCAAAUAGAGGAUUGAAUGUCGCAAUGUCUGAAGCUUCAACUAGAGGAUUGAAUGUCCCCCCUGCCAAUGUCCAAAGAUGUACAACUCCUGGUGCUGCCUCUCGUGUGUAUGAUGUCACUGACGGCAGUGCUGAUCCUCCAUGCAUCCACCCCAACCGUCAAAACGAACAUGUAGCAAGAUCUGUCCAACAUAGAAUAUCGCCGGGGAUAUCUGCAUCACGUGACAAUGCAAGGCGAGCUGAUGCCCACGGUCGACGUUUCUUUCAGUACACUCCAUCAACCAAAGAUACUUACGUCAUAUCUACAGAUAAUUCAGAUGUCGUUCUAAAUUCUCAUGCAACAUCUUCGCCUUUAACGUCGCCGGCCUUAUUUGCAGCACAAUCCAAUGCAGCUUUGUACUCAUCCAACUCUACGAACAACAACGAGCCGAUUCGACUAUCUGACGAUCAAGAUGUUUGGUCUAUUGUGUCUAUAGCACAAGUUCCAAUAAGGGAACAUGCCUCAGCAGCGGUGCCAAAUACUCCGCAUGUCAAUGGAUCAUCUAGCGUAGAGGCAGCGAGCAGUAGUACAUCCUUCAGUUGUGGAGUUUCCGGUCAAAAUCCAACCAAUAUGACACUGCGAACUCUAGAAGCGGUGAAGUAUCGGGAUCUGGGAGCAGUUUCUGUGCCGCGAUGGGAUACCCAGUUGGCGUUGGCGGAUAGUCGUCGCGAAACUUUAGUAAACUUACAAAACUACUCAGAACAGGACAAAACAAUAUUGGCAAAUGCGGGAAUAAUGAGGAUACGUCAGAAACUACGCUGUUACUGGUGUAACUGUAAACUAGAAAUUGCCUCGGUGUCUGAUGUAAAAUUAAACCACUCGACCAAGUCUCCCGCUUGCAGGUUUUCGGAGGAUCUGUUUUGUGCUACUACAACAAGUGAUGAAACUGAGAAUCUUAGUACAAGAUUUGACCCAUCGAGCCAUCAAACAUGUGAUAUUGACCCUGUGGUUCUCGCGUUACUGGAACAAGGAUACACUGAAGAUGACGAUGUAAAUGCAAUGGAAAGCAGCUUUACAACAGCGAUAGAACAGAUGGCAGAGAAAAACGAACAAUUGAGAAAGAGGAUGGUCUGUAAAAUUUGCUACGAGAACAAGAUGAAUGUGCUGUUGCUGCCCUGUGGUCAUCUCGUUGGUUGCCUGAUCUGUGUUGCACGUCUAGAGACAUGUCCAGUUUGCCGAUCAAAAUUUCAAUGGCGUGUUUUAGUAAACAUUCCCAAAUAAUAAAAGAAUUUGUCAUAAAUACCAAAUAAAAAAAUUUGUAAAAUUUAAUAUAAUCAAUUAUAUACUUUGAAAAAAAAUCUAUUGGAAUUAAUGUUAUUAAAAUUGUUUUAAAAUUCAAUUCAAUUGUGAAAGUUAUGUUUACAAUUUGUCUUAAGUGGAUAA
Molecule: messenger RNA, 3017 nt
Organism: Physella acuta
Lineage: Eukaryota; Metazoa; Mollusca; Gastropoda; Physidae
Product: mucin-2-like
Cellular component (GO): nucleus; cytoplasm
Source: RefSeq, a predicted model, not a curated record